AUUAAACAUUAGCACAAGUGCUUCAAGCCCGAUUGCGGUUUUAAUGGGUUUGUUGCCAAGAAAUGAGUUUAAGCAACGAUUUGGCAUCACAGUUGCAUUUCUUGCCACUCACAGUGGUUUAACCAGAUGGCAAGAAUUUCAUUCAAAUAAUGCUGAUGAAGUUGGGGCGGGUGAAUCAUUUAGUGAAAGAAAUAAACAUUCGAUUGAUGAAAUUUGGUACAAACGUGCAGUAGAUCAACAUUUUGUCCGGGAAGAAAGUUUCGUGUAUUCAGUGCCAUUUGAUGCUGGAGACUCAGGUGGAGAAACCAUUGUAACUGCUAGUCACGCUAUUUUUCAUACCGAAGGUGGUAAAUCGGCUCCAGCCGCUGUGGUUGGCUUUCAAUUUCAACAUACAGCCCUAUUGAAACUCUUCCGUAAUAUAACAGGCAAUGCUUGCGCAAUGGACGAUAAAGGUUGCUAUAUAUUAGACAAUAAUGGUUUUGUCAUUAUAUCACCGCAUCGUCAAGAGACUGGAAAAUUUUUUGGUGAAAUCAAUGGUUAUAUUAUGCACCGCUUGGUUGAAGAAAGAGUGUAUAAACGUGUUACUGUUUACGACUAUCAAGCGAUUUGUUUUCAAUCGAAUGGAGACAACAAUUCUUCCAAUUACUUAUUUUCGCCCUUACUCCAUGUGCUACGCAUAGUUAAAUGGCUGCUUUAUACUUUAUUGUGGUAUAUUGUACAAAUGCAUGCGGUAACUGCUGAGUUUAUAGAGCAAUAUACGGAUGAAAAUUUGACCUUUUACCAACCUAGUACGAAAAACACCGAAUGGUUAAAAUCAGUAACAUUGCAGCGCACACGGCUCAAAUCAUGCGAUAUGCAACGUCUGUUAUAUACAUUGUACAAUGACAAGGAUAAUGUAGUCUAUAAUAUAACAGCACAUGCAUGUGUCAGGCCCUUUGUUGUGUUGCCUAUACCAGCGAGUAAUCUAAUAUUACUCGUCAUCGAUCAGGUGUGCCCUAAGGAAUAUACGAUGGAGUUGACCGUAAAUCCCAUCGACAUUAAUUAUCAAUUAGAGGGAAAUGAUACAUUAGCAUGCUAUAAGCAUGAUCGUGAGUUCACAAGAGUACGUCCUGUAAGUUGUAUUAACAGGCAUGUUAAUGAAAGUUCUAUCGAAUUGUGCGGCAAUGCUGGAAGUAUUUUCGCAAAUAUCUUAUUACUACUUAUUUGCUUUAUUGUUAAUCAAUUUCUUUAACAAUAAUUUAAACAGAUUAAGGUUUAAACGUUUUUGUAAUUAUAAAAUAUUUAUUGUAUAUUAAAUUAGUAUUUAUGCUUAUGGUUUUUCAUAGAUUUUAAUGGGUAAAUUG
This is a messenger RNA of Teleopsis dalmanni, 1343 nucleotides long. Its product is annotated as voltage-dependent calcium channel subunit alpha-2/delta-3-like. Gene Ontology annotation, molecular function: voltage-gated calcium channel activity. The coding region runs from base 44 to 1231 and encodes 395 amino acids. The record is from RefSeq and is a predicted model, not a curated record. Gene Ontology annotation, cellular component: voltage-gated calcium channel complex. The transcript has 7 exons. NCBI's taxonomy places the organism in Eukaryota, Metazoa, Arthropoda, Insecta, Diptera, Diopsidae.